AUGUUGCAUUCAAGAGCUUUCUUACUAUUGGAAAGAGAGUUUGUGGAGCUCAAGCAAGCAAAUAUAUUUGGCAUUUCUGUUAUGCCUAUGGAAGACAAUUGGAUGGAAUGGAUAGCUGAAAUUGAAGGGCUGAAGGAUACAUUAUGGGAAGGUGCUGAACUUCAACUGUCACUGAAAUAUUUUGAAGACUACAAUGCCAUGCCUCCAACCAUCACAUUCACCACCAUUCCUUUCCAUCCCAAUGUUGAUCCAGAAUCUGGGAGACCUUGUGUGGAUUUUCUAGAUAACCUUAGCAAGUGGAACACUAACUUUACAAUGACUAGUAUUCUACUUACUAUCCAGGUUUUGUUGUCUAAUCCUGUUCUGGACAAUGCCGUGAACCUGGAGGCAGCUCAAAUGCUGAGAAACAAUUAUCCCCUCUACAGAGAAAAAGUUGUGCAGUGUGUCACAAACAGCAAGCAACUCGAAGCCAUUGCCAAAGAUUGGGAUACGUCAGUCAAGUUUGUCCAAAAAUCACCCGAACCAACCCCACACAGAAAGACAAAAGCGAUAUCAUAUGAAGAAUAUUUUAUAACAUGGUUUAAAAUUGCCACAUCAAAACCUGCUGAAGAAUUUAAACACCCAGUGUUUGAAGAUCCAGAGUACAUAGGAAACCGUUACCACUGGAUGGCAGAGAAUGUGAACAGAGGCAGCUGGGAUGAAACUUUACAUAACAUUUUUGUCUCUGAAUACAUUGAAAAACAGAAGAAACAGAUAAAGUUAGAAAACUGGGGAGGCAGGUGCGUUAUCCCAAGUCCAGAACCUUCAAAAACAUCUUCUGUGGAACCUAAGAAGAUAGACAAAAGCAAAAAUGAAGAACAAUGGGAAGAUGAAGUCGAACAUCUUGUUGUGUGGUCUACAAAACUUGACCAGGGAAAAUUAGAUUAA
This is a messenger RNA of Notechis scutatus (mainland tiger snake), 927 nucleotides long. RefSeq names its product ubiquitin conjugating enzyme E2 U (gene UBE2U). NCBI's taxonomy places the organism in Eukaryota, Metazoa, Chordata, Lepidosauria, Squamata, Elapidae. The record is from RefSeq and is a predicted model, not a curated record.